This is a messenger RNA of Myodes glareolus (Bank vole), 9242 nucleotides long. The record is from RefSeq and is a predicted model, not a curated record. NCBI's taxonomy places the organism in Eukaryota, Metazoa, Chordata, Mammalia, Rodentia, Cricetidae.
UGGGCACGGUAAAGGGAAUACAUGAAAUAGUCAUCCUUUUUGCCAUGCCUCCUCCCAGAAGAAGGAGAUGCUACUAGCCCUGGGAAGGUGGCCAGCUGGUUUUUGUGGUCCCCAGCCUGCCUUUUAAAGCAAAACCAUCCCUUUAUCUUUUUGUCGUGGGUUCUCACAGUCUUUCCUCCUUUUACGUACCCAGCAUCCUCUGCUUCUUCCCUCCUGCUUGUCAGUUUACCAAACUUUCUUUCAGGGAGGCCCAGAUCACUGAUGGAACACACCAAGAGAGAAGGGUUGUCACUGAGCCCGCUUCCCCAGAUCAGCCUAGGGAUAGGCGUCAGCAAUCCCAGAGACCACUGGGGUCUGCUGGGGAGGCUCCCGGAGAGAACAUCUGCCUAGGUCUGUGUCACGCUUGAGCCUGGGAAGCAAAAAAUAUGUGAGCAGACCAGAGCUCCAUCCGCUAGUCAGGGCAGCUUGACAGCAGUGUGAGGGUGGACUUGGGUGGGGAUAGAAGCUGGGUGCUGCUGAGACUAGAGAGUACUGUGAAAGGAAGUGAUGGAUCUGUAGUGGAGGUGCAGUUGGGUUUCUUGGGCCUCUGUCCUUGUCCUGGGUCAUAGAGAACAGGCAGAACUCAGCAGAUACCUAAAACAUCACGUAGUCAGAGUGACACUUCACAGGGAAAGACACAACCUAAGUCUUCAGUGCUGAAAUGAACGAGGAUAAGAGAGGAAUACGAAAGAUGGACUAGACCCAGAGAGACUGUCUGCAAGGCUUGUGGACAGGGAAGGUGCCCUGGGUGGAGCCAGCUGGAACUGCCAGUGAGAACCAUGUUGCUGUCUUGAAACAUAUGGGAAAGGCUAGAGGCCAGACUAGAAAGUCUUGCCUGAAAGCCAGUCAGUGGAUGCUGAGUUGACAGCGGCAGCUGAUGUCACCGUAAUCGUGAGCAAGAGGUCAGGAUCGGGCCGCAGCGAGACAUCGAGGGGAAAGACUACAAAGACAGUUGUGCAGAAUUCUGCUCACGACAUCAAUGCCACUCAAGCUGGAAACUGAGUUCAGGAGGGGAAUGGGAUUUGCUGAAGGUUUGGGAUGUGUCACACGUGGGUGGCAGCUGAGGUCACUUCUGAGUCCCCAUUUAAUACAGGAUGUGCUGCCUCCACCUGUCUCCCCGCACUUCACUGUCUGCCCGUUCCUCUUCCUCACACUCAAACCAGCUCUAAACCAAACCCACUGAGUUACCUGCAGCAUGGAUCCUUGUAUACAUGCAUGUAUGCACGUGCGUGGCACACACACGCACACGCACACUCAUACUCUCUCUCUCUCUCUCUCUCUUUCACACACACACACUUUUGUCUGUAAGACUUCUCUGGUAGCUCUGGGCCUGAGAAAGGGCUCACAAUGCCCAGUGCAAACAAAUAAGUUGCAGCUCCCUCAGUAUUAAAAUUCAACUUUGAUCUUCCCUGGCAUUUCUCCCAAACCCUUUCCAUAGCCUCUGGCUGCAUCUCUCAUCUCUUGUCUCCUGUCCUCCAUUUUUCUGUCUCAGCCUAAUUUGAGUUCAUUCUUGUGCCCUUUCCUGUAUCCUAGAACACAGAAUCCCACAUGGCUUAGCAGGAUUCACCCCUCACUCAAUAUAACACAAUUCCUAUUUCAAGAAGAUCUUUACUAUUGGAUUCCUAGGCAGCCAAGAUGUGUGAUUCACUUAGUUCCCACACAGUUCCCUCAUCCAAUCUCUACCCCAGUGAGGUCCCCACAAAAUGAUCCCAGGAGGCUACGAGUUAUAUGGCAAAAGGAUGGGGUUUCAUGUAUGCUAUGAAUGCUGUCUUUCCUGCUGAGAAUCCACGCUACAGUGUGUGAGAGAGUCCCUGGCAUUUUAGUCUGGAGGCUCUGCCUAGUUGGUGGCUAAGAUGCCAGGUACGGCCUUCAGAGGCUCUCUCUGGGGAAGUCCCUGCCUAGUGAUGAUGGGAGCAGGGAGCUUUAUCUGGUGCCAGAGCUAUGGUGGGGCCCUCAUGUCGCUGGGAAACGCCAGGAGCCUGCACUUCUGUUUCCUUUGGGAUUUCUAAUCCAUCCUUGGUCAGUUUUCUAUAGUAUUUGCAUCCUGACUUUCUGCAAGUGGGCAUUUCAGAUCCGGUCCCAGAGUGGGUAGGGCUGAGGGCUAGUUUGGGAUGGUCCCCGUCUUUCCCUGAGAACGGACAGGUGCCAAUGGAGUUUGUCUGCAGCCCUUUCUUCUCUGAAGAUGGAGUUUUCCUGUAUGUCAGAAACAGGAGUGAAUCCGCUUUCGAGAAAGCCAACGUAGACGUAUUCCGGGUGCGGACCAAUAACGUGGGCCUCAUCUAUAAAAUCAGGAUCGAGCACGACAACACAGGCUUGAACGCCAGCUGGUACCUGGACCGGGUGAUAGUGACCGACAUGAAGAGGCCCCAUCUCCGCUACUACUUCAACUGCAACAACUGGCUGAGCAAGGUGGAAGGUGACCGCCAGUGGUGCCGUGACCUCCUGGCCAGCUUCGACCCCAUGGACAUGCCUAGAGGAAACAAGUAUGAAAUCAAGGUAUACACUGGCGACGUGAUGGGGGCAGGGACAGAUGCCGAUGUCUUCAUCAAUAUCUUUGGAGAGUAUGGAGACACAGGAGAGCGUAGGCUGGAAAAUGAAAAGGACAACUUUGAAAAGGGAGCUGAAGACAAGUUCAUGCUGGACGCCCCGGAUUUGGGGCAGCUGAUGAAGAUCAAUGUGGGCCACAACAACAAGGGGGGAUCUGCAGGCUGGUUCCUGUCCAAGAUUAUCAUUGAAGAUUUUGGGAACAAAAGGAAAUACGAUUUCCCCCUUAACCGCUGGCUGGCACUGGAUGAAGACGAUGGCAAAAUCCAAAGAGACAUCUUAGUGGGCGGAGCUGAGACCACAGCCAUAACCUAUAUUGUCACUGUCUUCACUGGGGAUAUCCGUGGAGCUGGAACCAAAUCGAAAAUCUACUUGGUCAUGUAUGGAGCCAGAGGGAAUAAGAACAGCGGGAAGAUCUUCCUGGAGGGAGGUGUGUUUGACAGGGGCCGCACGGACAUCUUCCACAUUGACCUGGCUGUCCUCCUGAGCCCCCUGAGCCGGGUCUCCAUCGGGCAUGGCAAUGUGGGUGUCAACCGAGGCUGGUACUGCGAGAAGGUGGUGGUCCUGUGCCCCUUCACUGGCAUCCAGCAGACAUUCCCCUGCAGCAACUGGCUGGACGAGAAGAAGGCCGACGGGCUGAUCGAGAGGCAGCUCUAUGAGAUGGUGUCUCUGAGGAAGAAGCGGCUGAAAAAAUUUCCUUGGUCCCUUUGGGUCUGGACAACUGAUCUGAAGAAAGCAGGCACCAACUCUCCCAUCUUCAUCCAGAUUUAUGGGCAGAAGGGGCGGACAGAUGAGAUCCUCCUGAAUCCCAACAACAAGUGGUUCAAACCGGGCAUCAUCGAGAAGUUUAGGAUGGAGCUCCCAGAUCUUGGCAGGUUUUAUAAAAUUCGGGUGUGGCAUGAUAGGCAGAACCCUGGCUCUGGAUGGCAUUUAGAAAAGAUGACCCUGAUGAAUACCCUGAAUAAGGAUAAGUAUAACUUCAACUGCAAUCGCUGGCUGGACGCCAAUGAGGAUGACAACGAGAUCGUGAGGGAAAUGACCGCAGAAGGCCCGACCGUGCGCAGGAUAAUGGGGAUGGCCCGCUACCGUGUGACCGUAUGCACGGGAGAACUCGAAGGUGCAGGAACUGAUGCCAACGUCUACCUCUGUCUUUUUGGUGAUGUGGGGGACACAGGGGAGCGACUGCUUUACAACUGCAGGAAUAACACCGACCUGUUUGAGAAAGGCAAUGCCGACGAGUUUACCAUCGAGUCUGUCACCAUGAGGAAGGUGAGGCGAGUGAGAAUCAGACACGACGGCAAAGGCUCUGGCAGCGGCUGGUACCUGGACAGGGUGCUGGUGAGAGAGGAGGGACAGCCGGAGAGCGACAAUGUCGAGUUCCCAUGCCUCAGGUGGCUGGAUAAGGAUAAGGAUGAUGGACAGCUGGUCCGAGAGUUGCUACCCAGUGACAGCAAUGCCACGCUCAAGAACUUUCGCUAUCACAUCAGUGUGAAGACCGGGAAUGUCUCCGGGGCCAGCACAGAUUCUAAGGUGUACAUCAAGCUCUAUGGAGAGAAAUCUGACACCAUCAAGCAAGUUCUGCUUGUCUCCGACAACAACCUCAAAGACUACUUUGAACGUGGCCGAGUAGAUGAGUUCACAUUGGAGACACUGAACAUUGGGACUAUCAACAGGCUGGUGAUCGGGCACGACAGCACAGGCAUGCAUGCAGGCUGGUUCCUGGGCAGCGUCCAGAUCCGUGUGCCCCGCCAAGGCAAGCAGUACACCUUCCCUGCCAACCGCUGGCUGGAUAAGAACCAGGCGGAUGGGCGUCUGGAGGUGGAGCUUUACCCCAGCGAGGUCGUGGAGAUUCAGAAACUGGUCCACUAUGAGAUUGAGGUCUGGACGGGGGAUGUGGGCGGCGCAGGCACCACUUCCCGAGUCUAUGUGCAGAUCUACGGCGAAGAAGGCAAGACUGAAGUACUCUUCCUCUCCAGCCGCUCCAAAGUUUUUGAUCGAGCAUCCAAGGACAUAUUCCAGCUGGAAGCGGCAGAUGUGGGUGAAAUCUACAAGAUCCGCCUGGGACACACGGGCGAGGGCUUUGGGCCCAGCUGGUUCGUGGACAUGGUGUGGCUGAGGCACUUGGUGGUGCAGGAGGCAAACCUGACACCCGAGGAGGAGGCCCGGAAGAAGAAGGAGAAGGACAAACUGCGGCAGUUGCUGAAGAAGGAAAGGCUGAAGGCCAAGCUGCAGAGGAAGAAGAAGAAGAGAAAGAAAGGAAGUGAUGAGGAGGAUGAGGGCGAUGAGGAAGAAGAGUCCUCGUCGGAGGAGUCCUCGUCGGAAGAGGAGGAAGAGGAGGAGACAGAGGAGGAGGAAGAAGAGGAGGAGUUUGGGCCAGGGAUGCAGGAGGUGAUUGAACAGUACAAGUUUGAAGUUAACCGCUGGCUGGCCCGGGGCAAGGAGGACAAUGAACUUGUCGUGGAAUUGGUCCCAGCCGGUCGACCUGGUCCUGAGCCCAACACCUACGAGGUCCAGGUGAUCACAGGGAACGUGCCCAAGGCUGGCACUGAUGCCAACGUCUACCUGACCAUCUACGGAGAAGAAUACGGGGACACAGGGGAGCGGCCUCUGAAGAAAUCAGACAAGUCCAACAAAUUCGAGCAGGGCCAGACAGAUACCUUUACCAUCUACGCCAUUGACCUGGGGUCUCUGACCAAGAUUCGGAUUCGCCAUGACAACACAGGCAACAGACCAGGCUGGUUCCUGGACAGGGUAGACAUCACCGACAUGAAUAAUGAGAUCACGUACUACUUCCCGUGCCAAAGGUGGCUAGCAGUGGAGGAGGAUGAUGGGCAGCUGUCCCGGGAGCUGUUGCCAGUGGAUGAGUCCUAUGUGCUACCCAGCGAAGAUGAGGAGGGUGGAGGACAUGGUGACAAUAACCCCCUUGACAACCUGGCUUUGGAACAAAAAGAUAAAUCCACCACAUUCUCAGUGACCAUCAAGACCGGGGACAAGAAGAAUGCCGGCACAGAUGCCAACGUCUUCAUCACACUCUUCGGCACGCAAGACGACAAUGGAAUCACCCUCCUGAAGUCCUCCAAGACCAACAGUGACAAAUUUGAAAGGGACAGCAUUGAAAUCUUCACUGUGGAGACGCUGGAUCUAGGAGACCUGUGGAAAGUUAGGAUCGGCCAUGACAACACAGGCAAGGCCCCAGGCUGGUUUGUAGACUGGGUAGAAGUGGAUGCUCCAUCUCUUGGAAAGUGCAUGACCUUUCCCUGUGGCCGCUGGCUGGCCAAGAAUGAGGACGACGGGGCCAUCGUCAGGGACCUCUUCCACGCUGAGCUUCAGACACGACUCUACACACCAUUUGUCCCUUAUGAGAUCACCCUCUACACCAGUGAUGUCUUUGCUGCCGGAACCGAUGCCAACAUCUUUAUAGUCAUCUACGGCUGUGACGCCGUGUGCACCCGGCAGAAGUUUCUGUGCACUAACAAGAGGGAGCAGAAGCUGUUCUUCGAGAGGAAGUCUGCCUCCCGCUUCAUCGUGGAGUUAGAAGAUGUGGGUGAAAUCAUUGAAAAAAUCCGGAUUGGCCAUGAUAACACAGGCAUAAACCCUGGGUGGCACUGUUCCCAUGUGGACAUCCGCAGGCUCCUCCCCGAUAAAGACGGUACAGAGACCUUGACUUUCCCAUGUGAUCGAUGGCUUGCCACCUCUGAGGAUGACAAGAAGACCAUUCGAGAACUGGUCCCUUACGACAUCUUCACUGAGAAGUACAUGAAAGACGGAUCCUUAAGACAGGUCUACAAGGAAGUGGAGGAGCCUCUAGACAUUGUGUUGUACUCGGUCCAGAUCUUCACAGGGAACAUUCCUGGGGCAGGGACCGAUGCCAGGGUCUACAUCACCAUCUACGGAGAUCUCGGGGACACCGGAGAACGGUACCUUGGCAAAUCAGAAAACCGCAUGAACAAGUUCGAGAGAGGAACGGCCGACACCUUCAUCAUCGAGGCUGCUGAUCUGGGUGUCAUCUACAAGAUCAAGCUCCGCCACGACAACACCAAGUGGUGUGCCGACUGGUACGUGGAGAAGGUGGAGAUCUGGAACGACACCAACGAGGAUGAGUUUCUGUUCCUGUGUGGACGCUGGCUCUCCCUGAAGAAGGAGGAUGGGCGGCUGGAGAGGCUCUUUUAUGAGAAGGAGUACACUGGCGACCGCAGCAGCAACUGCAGCAGCCCUGCUGAUUUCUGGGAGAUCGCCCUGAGUUCCAAGAUGGCAGAUGUGGACAUUGCCACGGUGACGGGACCCAUGGCUGACUAUGUUCAGGAUGGCCCUGUGAUUCCCUACUAUGUGUCGGUGACCACUGGGAAGCAUAAGGAUGCAGCCACUGAUAGCCGAGCGUUCAUCUUGCUCAUUGGGGAAGAUGAUGAACGCAGCAACCGCAUCUGGCUGGAUUAUCCCCAGGGGAAGCGAGGCUUCAGCUGUGGCUCUGUGGAGGAGUUCUAUGUCGGUGGCUUGGAUGUGGGCAUCAUCAAGAAAAUAGAGCUGGGCCAUGACGGAGCCUCCCCUGAGAGCUGCUGGCUGGUAGAAGAGCUGUGCUUGGCGGUGCCCACCCAGGGUACCAAAUACAUAUUACGCUGCAACUGUUGGCUUGCCAAGGACCGAGGCGAUGGUGUCACCUCCCGUGUCUUUGACCUCCUGGAUGCCAUGGUGGUGAACAUUGGGGUGAAGGUGCUUUAUGAAAUGACUGUCUGGACCGGUGAUGUGGUGGGCGGAGGCACUGACUCCAAUAUCUUUAUGACCCUCUAUGGCAUCAACGGGAGCACAGAAGAGGUGAAGCUGGACAAAAAGAAGGCCAGGUUUGAGCGGGAACAAAAUGACACCUUCAUCAUGGAGAUUCUGGACAUUGCUCCCUUUACCAAGAUGCGCAUCCGCAUCGAUGGGAUGGGGAGCCGGCCAGAGUGGUUCCUGGAGAGGAUCCUGCUGAAGAACAUGAACACGGGAGACCUGACCAUGUUCUACUAUGGAGACUGGCUGUCCCUAAGGAAGGGCAAGAAGACACUGGUUUGUGAAAUGUGCGCGGUCAUUGACGGGGAGGAGAUGAUGGAGUGGACCUCUUACACCGUCUCUGUGAAGACCAGUGACAUCUUGGGGGCAGGCACCGACGCCAAUGUGUUCAUCAUCAUCUUCGGGGAAAAUGGGGACAGCGGGACCCUGGCUCUGAAGCAGUCAGCAAACUGGAACAAGUUUGAACGGAACAACACGGACACGUUCACCUUCACUGACAUGCUGAGCCUGGGCCACCUCUGCAAACUGAGGGUCUGGCAUGACAACAAAGGAAUAUUUCCUGGCUGGCACCUGAGCUAUGUUGAUGUGAAGGACAACUCCCGUGAUGAGACUUUCCGCUUCCAGUGUGACUGCUGGCUGUCCAAGAGUGAGGGCGACAGACAAACUGUCCGCGACUUUGCCUGCGCCAACAAUGAGAUCCGUGAGGAGCUGGAAGAGACCACCUACGAGAUUGUCAUAGAAACUGGCAACGGGGGCGAAACCAGAGAGAAUGUCUGGCUCAUCUUGGAGGGCAGGAAGAACAGAUCCAAGGAGUUCCUGGUGGAAAAUUCUUCCAGGCAGCGGGCCUUUCGGAAGGGGAGCACGGACACAUUUGAGUUUGACAGCAUCUUCUUGGGAGACAUCGCCUCCCUCUGCGUGGGCCACCUGGCCAGGGAGGACCGAUUCAUCCCCAAGAGAGAACUUGCCUGGCACGUCAAGACCAUCACCAUCACUGAGAUGGAAUAUGGAAAUGUGUACUUCUUUAACUGUGACUGCCUCAUCCCCCUCAAGAGGAAGAGGAAGUACUUCAAGGUGUUUGAGGUUACUAAGACCACAGAGAGCUUCGCCAGUAAGAUCCAGAGCCUGGUACCAGUCAAGUACGAGAUCAUCGUGACGACGGGCUACGAACCAGGGGCGGGCACAGACGCCAACGUCUUUGUGACCAUCUUUGGAGCGAAUGGGGACACGGGCAAGCGGGAACUGAAACAGAAAAUGCGCAACCUCUUCGAGCGGGGCAGCACUGACCGCUUCUUCCUGGAGACGCUAGAGCUGGGAGAACUGCGCCAGGUCCGGCUGGAGCAUGACGCCAGCGGCUACUGCUCAGGCUGGCUGGUGGAGAAGGUGGAGGUCACCAACACUAGCACCGGAGUGGCCACCAUCUUCUCCUGCGGCAGGUGGCUAGACAAGUCUCGCGGGGAUGGCCUCACCUGGCGAGAUCUCUUCCCGUCUGUCUGAGAUGCUCUGACCCCACCUUUUAACCUCCACCCUGAGUUCUUCGGCCAUCUCCCAGGACCUCCAGAGGCAGGGUUAUGGCCGCAGACCUGAGAUCUGGCACUCAUCAGAGGCUGCUCCUUGCAAAUGACUGUGGGAUUCUCCACCUUUCCAUCUCUCAGAGACACAGGAAUUAUAUUCGUCACAUGACAUAAUCCAUGACUAUACAAACUUUUUUUUCUUUCCUUUUAAUAGCAAUGGUGCCCAGGCUUGGGCUUGCUGUAGGGUGUGGAUGGAAAAUCGGGGCUUCACUCAGGGGAGACAAGUGGAGAAGAAGAGGUUAUCAAGACGUGUAUUUUAAGCAAAAACUAAUUAACACUUUUUUCCCAAAAAAGCUGGGCUAAUUAAAUUAUUACCAACCACGC